AAAAAGUUACAGUAUCAAAAUUAUUUCUUAUUUUAAGUAGGAAGGCUAUACGCUUAUUUAGUGAAAACGUCAUCACCGCCAUUUUGUUGGGUUAGGUUACGACACUGGAUGCAAACAAUUAUUGGAUGUCAUUAGUUUAACAUUCGCCACAAAAGCAAAAAUUUAUAUGAGGUGAAUUAAUACACAAUCAGAAGUGAAAAAGAGAAAGAUGACUACAAAUCAUGCCAUUAAGUUUUUUGCAAUAGCAAAGCUAUUCAAAAAUGAUGAGAAACAGCUGCGACGAGGUGAAAAUGCCUACACAAGUGGACAUGUAAAAAAAAUGUUUUUUCAUAGAGAGGUGCAGCCAGCCAUUAUUAAGGGCAGUGUUCAGGCCAGCAUGAAAAAGCGAACAUAUACUGUAGAGGUUUCUAUUGAUUUGAAAGAGCAAGUGGUAAUUUCAAACUCAUGUACUUGUCCCCGUGGACAAGUUGUGUGCCAUCACUUGGCUGCCUUAUUAUAUUACGCCCACUACAAUAUUAGUUCAACUGAUAUUCAACGACAGUGGGGUACCACAGCUGCAAAUUUAAAUGCCGAAGUUCCUGUUCAUACCAUCGAAGAGUUAUAUGAUUGUAAACAACAGUAUGUUGCAGUUUGCAAUAAAAUUACAACAUCAGAAAUUGAAGAUUUCAGACAAAUAUUAGGUCAAACAAAUGUGGGAUUUUCAUGGCUUCUUAAACCUGAAGCUAAUGAAGCAGUGCAUAAGUUGGUACCAUCAAUAGACGAUAUAGUGUUCUCUGAGGAAUACUUCCAGGCUGAACACAAAGAAGCAUAUUUUUUAGAAAAAUGUUUUAUGCCAGCUGAAAAAAUUCAAGAAAUCGCUUCUUUGACGGUAGGACAACAUAUGAAUGAAAAUUGGCUUAUAACCCGAAAAAGCAGAUUAACUGCAAGUAAAUUUGGUUUAGUUUUAAAAGCCUGCAAGCGAAAUAAAUAUCCUCCUUCGUUGUUGAAGGCCCUUUUAGAGGGAUAUAGUAUGGAUCGUGUCCUAGCAGUUCAGUGGGGUAAAGAUAAUGAACAGACGGCCAUACAAAAGUUCAUGGAAGAGACAAACUUCUCAGUUAUAGCCACAGGUUUAUGCUUACAUGAAUGUGGAUUUAUGGGGGCAUCUCCAGAUGGGCUUGUUGGUGAGGACUCUAUAAUAGAAGUGAAAUGCCCUUAUAAAUUUAGGAAUAUAUCAAUAAAUGAAGGUGUGAAAAAUAAAAACUAUCUGUUCCACUAUGAAAAUGGAGAGAUUUUAAUAGACCGAGACCAUAAUUAUUACCACCAGAUACAGGGACAACUUUAUAUUACUAAACGUAAACAGUGCUAUUUUUUUGUUUGGACACCUAUAGAAUGUGAAUGUGUAAUUAUAGAGAGGGACGAGGAUUGGCUUGCUAAUAUAGACAUUUUGAAAAACUUUUAUUUAAAACAUUUUUUGUCAACUCUGUUGAAAUAAAUGAAUAAAAAAAUAAAUACAUCGUAUUACUUAU
Molecule: messenger RNA, 1505 nt
Organism: Anoplophora glabripennis (Asian longhorned beetle)
Lineage: Eukaryota; Metazoa; Arthropoda; Insecta; Coleoptera; Cerambycidae
Exons: 3
Coding region: 209-1471 (420 amino acids)
Molecular function (GO): zinc ion binding
Source: RefSeq, a predicted model, not a curated record